Messenger RNA from Coturnix japonica (Japanese quail), 773 nucleotides. RefSeq names its product dual specificity phosphatase 18 (gene DUSP18). Gene Ontology annotation, biological process: peptidyl-tyrosine dephosphorylation. The record is from RefSeq and is a predicted model, not a curated record. Gene Ontology annotation, cellular component: cytoplasm. Lineage: Eukaryota; Metazoa; Chordata; Aves; Galliformes; Phasianidae. Gene Ontology annotation, molecular function: MAP kinase tyrosine/serine/threonine phosphatase activity; protein tyrosine phosphatase activity.
AAGCAAAGGGUGCCCCGGGUCCUUGUGUCCCUGCAGCCUGUUUGGUGAAGGAAGGGAUUAAUUGUACACACAGCUCCGGCCAGAUGCUGUCUGCUCGCUGUUACAGGGAAGAAGGAGGAACAGCAGCAGCCACCGCUGUUGCAGGACGAAGGCACGGGCUAUGACAGCCUCACUGCACCUCCACAGGCACAGGCUGUCCCGCAUCACCCCCUGCCUCUUCCUCAGCGAUGGCGUGGCUGCAGGCAACGCUCAGCUCCUGAUUGCCAACCGCAUCACCACCGUUAUCAACGUCUCCCAUGAGCUGGCCAACAUGCUGCACCCCGGCAUUGAGUACUUCCGCGUCCCGGUGGCUGACACCCCCUCUGCCCGCAUCUCCGCCUGUUUCAACUCUGUUGCCGACUUGAUCCGCAAUGUGGGUGAACGCGGGGGCCGCACGCUGCUGCACUGCGCAGCUGGCGUGAGCAGGUCGGCCACCCUCUGCAUAGCCUACCUGAUGAAGCACCACGCCAUGUCACUGGUCAGCGCCCACGACUGGGUCCGGUCGUGCCGGCCCAUCAUCCGACCCAACAACGGCUUCUGGCGGCAGCUCAUCCACUACGAGUAUUUGCUGUUCGGCAUCAACACCGUCCACAUGGUCCAUUCGCCCUUUGGGAUGAUACCUGAUAUUUAUGAAAGGGAAUCGAGGAUGGUGAUGUACUGAGUAUGGCCCAGCUGGGGAAGCAGAAGGAGGAGCUGCAGCAGAGCUCUGAAAUAAACUCUCGUUGUUUGACAGC